GUUUUACGCAGGCGGUGGCGACGGCGGCGUCGAGGAGACGGAGCCGACGGCGCCGGGGGUGGGGGCGGCCGUUUUUUCUCCUUCUGGGUCUGGGCGGGUCUGGAUCCUCCCUGGCGGGCUUUGGGCCGUGCCUUGGCCUGCGAGGUUCGAAACCUCACCCCUUCAGGUCCGAAUCCGGACUCCUCCCCCAGGGCCGCCCAUCUGACCUUCUCUUCCCUAACAUUUGGAAUCUGAUCCCUUCUCCCUGGUUCUGCUGAUCUGGCCCCUAGGAACUCAGUGAGACCCUAAGACAAUGGGCUGACUCCUGCCCCUUUACGGGGAUCUGUGCCACGUUUCCUUCGGCAACCGGGACAACUUCUCUCCUGGAGCUGCAAAUUAAGCUCCUUCCCCACCCUGCUUCACCCCUGCCCCUCCAGUACCCCGGUGAGCGCUCCCCACGCCCUCUAGCUGCGGGUCCCCGGCCUGGGAAAAGAUGGCCCCGGCUCUGCUGUGGGGCCUGAGCCUCUUCCUCAGCCUCUUAGACCCUGCCUGGCUCCAGCCCUCUCCCCCUCCCCACCCUCCUCCCUCUGAGCCCCAUCCAUGUCACACCUGCCGGGCACUGGUGGACAGCUUCAAUAAGGGCCUGGAGAGAACUAUCCGGGACAAUUUCGGAGGUGGAAACACUGCCUGGGAGGAAGAGAAGUUGUCCAAAUACAGAGACAGUGAGACCCGCCUGGUAGAGGUGCUGGAGGGCGUGUGCAGCAAGUCAGACUUCGAGUGCCACCGCCUGCUGGAGCUGAGUGAGGAGCUGGUGGAGAGCUGGUGGUUUCACAAGCAGCAAGAAGCCCCGGACCUCUUCCACUGGCUCUGCUCUGAUUCCCUGAAGCUCUGCUGCCCCUCUGGCACUUUUGGGCCCUCAUGCCUUCCCUGUCCUGGGGGCACAGAGAAGCCCUGUGGUGGCUACGGGCAUUGUGAAGGAGAAGGAACACGAGGGGGCAGUGGGCACUGUGAAUGCCAAGCUGGCUACGGGGGUGAGGCCUGUAGCCAGUGUGGCCUCGGCUACUUUGAGGCAGAGCGCAAUGCCAGCCAUCUGGUAUGUUCAGCAUGUUUUGGCCCCUGUGCCCGCUGCUCGGGACCUGAGGAGUCCAACUGUUUGCAAUGCAAGAAGGGCUGGGCCCUGCAUCACCUCAAGUGUGUAGACAUUGAUGAAUGUGGCACUGAGCGAGCCAACUGUGGAGCUGAUGAGUUCUGCGUGAACACAGAAGGCUCCUAUGAGUGCCGAGACUGUGCCAAGGCCUGCCUGGGCUGCAUGGGGGCAGGGCCAGGCCGAUGCAAGAAGUGCAGCCCUGGCUACCAGCAGGUGGGCUCCAAGUGUCUUGAUGUGGAUGAGUGUGAGACUACAGUGUGUCCAGGAGAGAAUGAGCAGUGUGAGAACACCGAGGGUGCCUACCGCUGUGUCUGUGCUGAAGGCUACAAACAGGUGGAGAGCAUCUGUGUGAAGGAGCAGGUCCCAGAGUCCGCGGGCUUCUUCUCAGAGAUGACAGAGGACGAGCUGGUGGUGCUGCAGCAGAUGUUUUUUGGUGUUAUCAUCUGUGCACUGGCCACGCUUGCUGCUAAGGGUGACUUGGUGUUCACCGCCAUCUUCAUUGGAGCUGUGGCAGCCAUGACUGGGUACUGGUUGUCAGAGCGCAGUGACCGUGUGCUGGAGGGCUUCAUCAAGGGCAGAUAAUCCCUGCUGCCACCUGCGGGACCUCCUUCCACCUAGGCUGCCCCUAGAGGUCAGGCCUGUCUCCUGCUGGACACUCAGGGCAGCUUGGUUUCUUUUUGAGUAGGGCAAGCACCCCCUACCUGCCUUACGUAGCAGCGGCACCCAGGCCUGGGCAGGUGUGGCCCCUUGGGUGAAAAAAUAACCCUGAAGCUGGAUGCCAUGAGAUCUCUGCCUGGAGGAGACUGGUCAGGUUUCACAAUGUGUGUGAAUUUUGAAAGUUUCUCCUUCAGGUUGCUGCUAGUGAACUUUGGUCCCUUCCCAGGAUAAGAGGGAUUCCCACAGGGGCAGGGCCACCAUAGCCCUCUCUGCCAGCUGCAUGCUGCCAGCUCUUCUGUAUUUACCCCAUCCCCCUCAGCCAUUGAUGUAUUUAUUCAUCUCAGGAAAUAAAGGAAGGUCUUAGAAACUGGA
Messenger RNA from Castor canadensis (American beaver), 2155 nucleotides. RefSeq names its product cysteine rich with EGF like domains 1 (gene Creld1). Gene Ontology annotation, molecular function: calcium ion binding. The record is from RefSeq and is a predicted model, not a curated record. Lineage: Eukaryota; Metazoa; Chordata; Mammalia; Rodentia; Castoridae.